Molecule: messenger RNA, 471 nt
Organism: Helianthus annuus (common sunflower)
Lineage: Eukaryota; Viridiplantae; Streptophyta; Magnoliopsida; Asterales; Asteraceae
Product: N66 matrix protein-like
Exons: 2
Coding region: 1-471 (156 amino acids)
Molecular function (GO): zinc ion binding; nucleic acid binding
Source: RefSeq, a predicted model, not a curated record
AUGGCUAUACUCGAAGAGUCAUCUGGGGACAAGAAAAGGAAGCAUGCGAAUCUGAAUCAAGCAACUCGCAACAACAAGGGUUUCAAUAACAUGAAGGGUGACCCCAACCCGCCUCAGGAGGCGAAAUCUCUUGCAGCCAUGAAUGACACUCCAGCUAAGGGAUACCUGGGCACUCUGCACAAAUGCAAUCAGUGCAAGCGUCAUCAUGAAGGAGUCUAUCGCAUCCCAGAAUUCGACAAGUGUGGAAAACUGGGUCACCAUACGGAGGACUGUUGGGGUAAGGGAAAUAGGAACGGGAAUGGAAACCGCAACGGUGCUGGUAAUAGGAACGGUGGUGGAAAUGGAAAUGGCAAUGGUAACAGGAAUGGUAACGGGAAUGGGCGGAACCAAGGAUGCUUCAGUUGUGGAAACAAGGAUCAUUUCGUGAAAGAUUGCCUAGGGGAAACAACGCUCAGGCUCGAGCAUUUGUGA